Molecule: messenger RNA, 1311 nt
Organism: Striga hermonthica
Lineage: Eukaryota; Viridiplantae; Streptophyta; Magnoliopsida; Lamiales; Orobanchaceae
Source: the annotation of a GenBank genome assembly
AUGUUUUUUGGCAAGGUUAUAUAUACUCGCAAUUCAUCAAACACUUUGAGGGCAUCUGAAAAUGCAAGUGGCAUGGCAUCAUCACCUUACUUGUUUCUGUACCAGAGCUUGUAUAAAGAUCUGCAUUUGCCGGCCAUUGCCAUUGCCGGAUGUUUCGUUUGUGUUGCUUUAGUUCUUUCUCUCCUCCUAACCUUCCAGCAUCUCAGAUGGUACACCAACCCCUCGGAGCAAAAAUGGAUUGUUGCUGUUAUCUUUAUGGUUCCAGUGUAUUCGGUCGAAUCAAUAUUGUCCUUGUGGAAUCCAAAAUUAUCCCUUGCUUGUGAUAUACUGAGAAAUUGCUAUGAAGCUUUUGCCCUUUAUGCGUUCGGGAGCUACUUGGUUGCAUGCCUUGGAGGUGAGAUGGAAGUUGUGAACAUGCUUGAAAAUGAGGCAAACAAGCGAAUUAGGGAGCCGCUGUUAGAAGGGGAAAAGGCACCUCAGUCGAAGCGUAAAACUUUUCGUAACUUUAUCUGCAAACCAAGCGUGCUCGGGAAGGACUUGUUCACGAUUAUAAGAUUUGGUUUAGUACAAUAUAUGAUUUUGAAGACUGUAUGUGCACUCUUGGCAUUAGUCCUCGAGCUAUUCGGCGUGUAUGGUGAUGGAGAAUUUAAGUGGUACUAUGGGUACCCGUACAUAACGAUAGUUUUGAAUUUUAGCCAGAUGUGGGCACUGUAUUGCUUAGUUCAGUUUUACAAUGUGACUCACCAGAGACUCGAAGCAAUAAAACCACUCGCAAAAUUCAUCAGCUUUAAGGCUAUUGUAUUUGCUACAUGGUGGCAAGGGGUGGGCAUCGUCUUAUUGUGCACUUUCAAGGUUCUCCCGAAAGAGGGCAAAUUCCAAACCGGACUUCAGGACUUUAUGAUUUGCAUAGAGAUGGCUAUUGCAGCCAUUGCUCACAUUUUCGUGUUCUCGGAAAAACCUUACCAUUAUGUUCCCGCAUUACACGUCACCACACAAGAGACAACCGCCGUCGUCAAUAUAGAAGAAGGCAACAAAGAAAAGCCGGCACUGGUCGAGAAGAAAGAAACGGAGGUUGAGGCACCCGGGACGAAUAUCAAAGAAAGCGUACAAGAUAUUGUCGUUGAAGGAGGUCAAAAGGUGGUGAAGGACGUUGUAUUGACAAUUAACCAGGCGAUCGAGCCAGUGCAAGAGGGCAUGACGAAAAUACAGGAAACAUUCCACCAUAUUUCGGUCUCUGACGACAACAAAGACGAGCCGGAACUCGAAGUUGAAGAGCACAAAGAGAGUAUCACUAAGGAAAGCCAAGUGUAA